Messenger RNA from Aspergillus bombycis, 693 nucleotides. RefSeq names its product NADAR family protein. The transcript has a single exon. The coding region runs from base 1 to 693 and encodes 230 amino acids. The record is from RefSeq and is a predicted model, not a curated record. Lineage: Eukaryota; Fungi; Ascomycota; Eurotiomycetes; Eurotiales; Aspergillaceae.
AUGGCUACAACCUCAACCCACAUCUUCUUCCACGGCGGCCCCCUCUCAAACUGGCACCCCAGCACGCCGCGCUUCCCAGGCCACAGAGCCCUGUCCUUGUGUCUACCGGACCUGGACGCCCUGGGGAUCCCGCACCCUGCGCCAAACGCGGCCGUCUCACGCCUGAUCAGCUCAUGGUCAUUCAGCUGCGGCGAGCAAUGGAUGAUGGCGAUGAAGGGGUGGUUAUUUGAAGAGAUCCCCGGGUUGGAUUCAGGGGUUGAUAUCUCGGAGGACGAGUUUGAAGCUGUGAGGGCCGUGGCUGUGGGUGACUCUGAGCCAUCGCCGGAGUGCCCCCGGGAGAGGGCGAUUUGGGACUCAACGGUUGCGAGUGUGUUGAGGACGACGCAGCCGAGGGUGCAGAAGGCGUUGGGGCGCGCUGCGGAGGGGUUCCGGGAGGAUGUUUGGGAAUAUGCCAGUGAAGUGAUUGUUACAGCUGGAUGUGUGGCGAGGGCGGAGGUGGAUUCGGCGCUGAAGGAGGUGUAUCUUGCGAAUGGGGGACGGAGGUUUGUGGAGGGCAGUGUGAGGGAUCGUGUUUGGGGGGUUGGCUUGAGGUGGGAUUCGGUUGAGAUUCAGGAUGAGGCGAAUUGGAAGGGUAGGAAUCGGUUGGGGAGGUGUCAUGAUGAGGCGGCGAGGGUUGUCAGGCUAGAUGGGUAG